This is a messenger RNA of Paramacrobiotus metropolitanus, 985 nucleotides long. Its product is annotated as high affinity copper uptake protein 1-like. Gene Ontology annotation, biological process: copper ion transmembrane transport. The transcript has a single exon. Bases 261 to 716 code for a protein of 151 amino acids. Gene Ontology annotation, molecular function: copper ion transmembrane transporter activity. NCBI's taxonomy places the organism in Eukaryota, Metazoa, Tardigrada, Eutardigrada, Parachela, Macrobiotidae. Gene Ontology annotation, cellular component: membrane. The record is from RefSeq and is a predicted model, not a curated record.
UGUUAGGAAUGCGAUCGCUUUUAAACCACGACCAGUGGCAAAGCAGACAGAAAUAAUUUAAAAUCGCUUGUUGCUGGCAGUCAGCUCAACAGUCAACAUCAGUGAUUUUCUCAAGGUGCUCUCGCUCUACUUUUCCUUAACUCUGUUGUCCAAACGAAAAUCUGGGCAGCUGCAGUUUUGGAUUUAUCCUGCAACAAUAUACGCGUGCAGAUCAACAUUCUUUUCCUUGGUUACGUUCCUCAAUCAGCUGAUCAUAAAAAAUGGACAUGAUGCCCAUGUAUUUCACCCUGGACUAUCCCGCACACAUCCUCUUCAAGCCCUGGUCGCCGCAGACCACGGGGGAGAUGGUGGGCGCCUGCGUGGCCAUCUUCAUCAUCGCAUUCUGCUUCGAAGCGCUGAAACUCUUCCGUCGUGUCUUGUUCAUCUGGGACGCCCGUCGACAGCGUGAUGACUUUUCCUCGCCUGCGGCUCCCGCGGGGGAGGUGGUCGUGGUGACACCCCGUUGGCGCGGGAUGUUCCGUCCCAUGCACGUGUUGCAGACGGUGCUGACGGGAGUGCAGUUUGUGCUGGGCUACUUCCUCAUGCUGGCCGCGAUGACGUUCAGUGUGUGGCUGUUUGUGGCUAUGAUCGCUGGGACGAUGGUGGGCUACUUUGCCUUCCAGUGGUAUCCUGCAGCGCCCGGAUAUUUCCCUCUGCAGAACGAGCAUUGCCAUUGAUUUCCGGUGGAAAAUUUAUUUUGGACAAAAAAACUCCCAGUGUUCACUUUGUGCAUUGUACCUGCAAAUUUUUCAAGGUGACUUUUUUCUAAUCGGCUGGUUUAUUCGCGUAAUUAUCAUUGUAUAUGAUUUCCUUGUUCUUAUUAACGUCUGUGAUAGCUCGCUUUCUGCAGUCUGUAAUGAUUAAUGAAUAUGAAUUGUUUGCACAACACGCCUAGCAAGUGUAUUGACAAACACGUUCCGUCUCGAACAAUGAUUAAUCUGCUAUG